This is a messenger RNA of Aspergillus saccharolyticus JOP 1030-1, 1582 nucleotides long. RefSeq lists its product as uncharacterized. The record is from RefSeq and is a predicted model, not a curated record. NCBI's taxonomy places the organism in Eukaryota, Fungi, Ascomycota, Eurotiomycetes, Eurotiales, Aspergillaceae. The transcript has 2 exons. Bases 428 to 1471 code for a protein of 347 amino acids.
GAGUCUGAAACUUGCGUAAGUCAGACAGUCUCGUCCCCAUUUGCGAUCCGCAUUUUUGGUCGCUCGCUAGUCAGCCUUCUUUAUUGCUUCUACGCGCGGGCUGAAUUGUUUCCCCUGGACAUUUUGCCGGUGGUUCGAGUUUAUUCUGCCUGUUUUGUCUGUCUCUCACACUCAACUCACUCGACUCAUUCAUUUCUUUCUUUGCCUGAUUUGUCCCCGGUUAUACACAACGCCAACCGCCCUGCAAAUCUGACGCGCAACAUUGUUACCUUGGGAAAUCUAUCGCAUUCUACAGCAGAAGAAAUCUCCGACAAGGAUUCUCUCUCUCUCUCUCUCUUUCUCUCGCUCUCACUUGACCAUCACAACCCAACACAUACCACUCACACAUUUCAUUACAAGCACAUAUACAUCUUACUGCGCAAUCAAAAUGUCCGACGACGAAGACUAUUACGAUGAAUACGAUGAGGAUAUCUUCUGGGUUGAGGAGCCUGAUCCGACUAUUGCUGACGACCUAGCAGCAACUUCCACCACCGAAGCCAUCUUCUAUGACAACCCCGCCCUAGAAGUCGAAGACUAUUUUUCCGACUGGGACGACCUCUCGGACGAUUACUACGACGACGAUCCGACCGCUGUGCGCCGCGCGCGGGCCUUAGGGUUGUUGCCACUGCCGACAGCCCAAAACCAAAAGCAAAUCCAAAAGCAGCAUCAGGGGGGUAGAGCGGGUGUGGCUGCGACUGCGACUGGCAAGCAUACCGCAAAGACGACACUGUUCUUCGAUCUAGGUGCUUUUCAGAGUGUCGUGUGGAAAUCUUCCUCCCAGGAGAAGGAGGAACACCAACACCAUUCAAAUGGCGGGAAGGUACAUGAGCCUGGGGAAGGGGAGAAGGUGGCGCUCCUGAAAAAUUGGAGGGAGGUGUUUCGGAGCGUUAAUCCGGGGAUCACUGCUGCAUCAUCGGCGGGGGGAGCCGGGAGGAAGGGAGUGCAGCAGCAGCAGCAGCAGCAGCAGCAGCAGGGGGGGCUGUGUUUGAGGGGGAGUAGUGCUGGAGCUGUUGAACGGAAUGGGGAGACUGGGCGUGAGGUGGAUGGGGUGGAUGGCGCUGCGGCCAUAGAGAAAGAGCCGAUUGAGGAUGCUACUGUAAAAUCUCUCGGAAAGGGCGAGGAUGGGUUUGUCGCGGCGGAGUUGGUCAUUGAUGGCGGCGGAGGUAGCGAGGUUGGAGAUGAGGUUUUCAAGGGGGCGCCUGUUGGAGGCGAGGGAAACAUCAAGAAUGCUACGAAUGGUAAGGUGAAUGGGAAGACUCGCGAGGCUGCAUCCGAGUUACCUCCGCCGACAGUCCCCAAAACCAGGAAGCGCAAGGCCGACGAGGAUACUCUGGACACCGCACCCCAAACCCGAGCGAAGAGAGUGGCGUCUACCAAAGUGUCCCCACCAGACGCCCCGGCCCCUGUGCGCCGAUCUGCGAGGAAUAAAUAGUGGAACGCAUUCGAUCGAAUGAGCGUUAUGAUGUUAUGAUUCUUCUUGCACUUGUGUUUAUACCGAUCAGAUAUCACAGACCUAUGACUAGUCUUGAGUCUAUGCAUACUC